AUGGCAUCUCAUAACCAUUUCACUAGAACCAACUCAGCCCGCUACGUUAGUCACUCAGGAGGAGACAUCGAACUGAGCAGUGUCGACCCAACCAUAUCUCAAAAAGUGGAAGAGCAGUACGUCUCCAACUCCAUGUUCACUGGAGGUUUCAACAGCGCCACAAAGGCUCACCUCAUGGACAAAGUCAUCGAGACAGAGACCACUCAUCCACAAAUGGCUGGUUCCAAAGGAUCUUCCUGCGCCGUCCCCGGCUGUGGCGCUAAGGUUAUGAGCGAUGGGAGAGGCCAAGAUCUUCUCCCUUGUGAAUGUGACUUCAAAAUCUGUAGAGACUGUUUCGUGGACGCCGUUAAAACCAACGGUGGGAUUUGUCCUGGGUGUGAGAAACUGUACAAAAACACUGAUCUUUUGGCUGACCAGAAUGAUGGUUAUAAUGGUCAGCAGCAGAGGCCUCCCGCCCCUGAGGGUGGUAGUAGUAGAGGGUCAAAGAUGGAGAGGAGGUUGUCUUUGAUGAAGUCAACUAUUAAUAAAUCGGUUUUGAAGAGGAGUCAAACUAGGGAUUUUGAUCAUAACAGGUGGUUGUUUGAGACUAAAGGGACUUAUGGUUAUGGGAAUGCUUUUUGGACAAAGGAUGGGAACUUGGGGAGUGCUUACGGAGAUGGUGAAGGUGUAGAGAUGCAAGAUUUGAUGCGUAAACCUUGGAGACCGCUUACUAGGAAGCUCAAGAUUCCUGCUGCUAUUAUUAGUCCAUACAGGCUAUUGAUAUUUAUCCGUGUAGUUGUUCUUGCACUGUUCUUGACAUGGAGGAUUAAGCAUCAAAACGAAGACGCUAUAUGGUUAUGGGGAAUGUCUGUAGUUUGUGAGCUUUGGUUCGCCUUUUCUUGGCUUCUUGAUCAGCUCCCUAAGCUAUGUCCCAUCAACCGUGCAACCGAUCUUCAAGUCCUCAAGGAGAAGUUCGAAACUCCAACAGGAAAGUCCGACCUCCCUGGUCUCGAUGUAUUUGUCUCUACUGCAGAUCCCGACAAAGAGCCUCCUCUAGUCACUGCCAACACCAUCUUAUCCAUUCUUGCCGCGGACUAUCCAGUUGAGAAGCUUUCUUGCUAUGUAUCCGAUGAUGGAGGAGCGCUUCUUACGUUUGAAGCCAUGGCUGAAGCUGCUAGCUUUGCAAACAUUUGGGUUCCUUUUUGUCGUAAGCAUGAGAUUGAGCCGAGGAAUCCAGAGUCCUACUUUAGCUUAAAGAGAGAUCCUUACAAGAACAAAGUCAAGUUUGAUUUUGUCAAGGAUAGGAGGAAGGUUAAGCGUGAGUACGAUGAGUUUAAAGUCAGGAUUAACGGCUUGCCUGAUUCCAUAAAGAGACGUUCUGAUGCUUAUCACGCUAAAGAAGAGAUCAAAGCUAUGAAGAUGCAGAAACAGAACAGAGAUGAUGAGCCUGUUAAGAUUCCUAAAGCUACUUGGAUGGCUGAUGGUACUCAUUGGCCUGGUACUUGGUUGACUCCUGAUACUGACCACUCCAAAGGUGACCAUGCCGGUAUCAUCCAGGUGAUGUUGAAGCCACCGAGUGAUGAGCCAUUACAUGGAGUAUCCGAAGGGCUUCUUGAUCUAACAGAUGUGGAUAUUCGACUUCCCCUCCUCGUUUACGUCUCCCGUGAGAAGCGACCUGGUUAUGACCAUAACAAGAAGGCCGGAGCCAUGAACGCACUAGUAAGAGCCUCAGCAAUCAUGUCGAACGGAGCAUUCAUACUCAACCUAGACUGUGACCAUUACAUAUACAACUCUGAGGCAAUGAAGGAAGGUAUGUGCUUCAUGAUGGACCGAGGAGGCGACCGUCUUUGCUACGUCCAGUUCCCGCAACGUUUCGAAGGUAUUGACCCCUCGGAUCGGUAUGCUAACCACAACACUGUCUUCUUUGAUGUCAACAUGAGAGCUCUCGAUGGGCUAAUGGGUCCGGUUUACGUCGGAACCGGUUGUCUCUUCAGACGAAUAGCUCUUUACGGGUUUGGUCCGCGUCGGCCCAAAGAACGUUCCUCUGGUUGGUUUAGUUGUUGUUCCCCUCGUCGUCAACUCCCUGAGGAGUACCGAGUUCUACUUACGGAUGAUGAUUUUGAUGAUUAUGACGUUGAGAUAAUUGUCUCUUUAGUCCCCGAGAAGUUUGGUAACUCGAUGUUCCUUAUGAAGUCAAUACCAACCGCUGAGUACCAAGGCAGGCCUUUAGCGGAUCAUCCAUCCGUUAAAAACGGGCGCAAACCCGGUGCACUCAUCAUCACGCGGAAACUUCUUGACGCGCCAACCGUAGCUGAAGCCAUAGCUGUUAUCUCGUGUUGGUACGAGGAUAAAACCGAGUGGGGAACCCGUAUAGGUUGGAUCUACGGGUCGGUAACGGAAGACGUUGUGACGGGUUAUAGAAUGCAUAACCGAGGGUGGAAGUCAGUUUACUGCGUGACGACGAAACGCGAUGCCUUUCGAGGCACUGCUCCUAUAAACUUGACGGAUAGGCUUCAUCAAGUUCUCCGCUGGGCUACUGGCUCAGUGGAGAUCUUCUUCUCGCGUAACAACGCUCUUUUCGCUAGCCCGAAAAUGAAGAUUCUUCAAAGGAUCGCUUACUUGAACGUCGGUAUCUACCCGUUCACGUCAAUCUUCCUUAUGGUUUACUGUUUCCUUCCGGCCCUCUCCCUCUUCUCAGGUCAGUUCAUCGUCCAGACGCUUAACGUCACGUUCCUUGUCUACCUUCUCAUCAUCUCCAUCACUCUCUGCUUACUCGCGUUACUCGAGAUCAAAUGGUCGGGGAUCUCGCUGGACGAAUGGUGGAGGAACGAGCAGUUUUGGCUCAUCGGUGGAACAAGCGCUCAUCUCGCAGCUGUUCUUCAAGGUUUGCUCAAAGUUGUGGCUGGUGUUGAGAUCUCGUUCACGCUUACCACAAAGUCUGGAGGUGAUGACGUGGACGAUGAGUUUGCGGAUUUGUAUAUGGUGAAAUGGACUUGGCUUAUGAUUCCACCGAUAACGAUCAUGAUGGUGAACUUGAUUGGUAUUGCGGUGGGGUUUAGUAGGACGAUAUACGCGGUGAUACCUCAGUGGAGUAAGUUGUUAGGAGGAGUGUUCUUUAGCUUUUGGGUUUUGGCUCAUCUUUAUCCUUUUGCUAAAGGGUUGAUGGGGAGAAGAGGGAGGACGCCGACGAUUGUUUAUGUUUGGUCUGGUCUUGUGGCUAUUACUAUAUCUCUUCUUUGGGUUGCUAUUAAUCCGCCGGCUGGGUACAAUAUUGGAGGGUCUUAA
Messenger RNA from Eruca vesicaria subsp. sativa (arugula), 3264 nucleotides. The record is from the annotation of a GenBank genome assembly. NCBI's taxonomy places the organism in Eukaryota, Viridiplantae, Streptophyta, Magnoliopsida, Brassicales, Brassicaceae.